Molecule: messenger RNA, 1801 nt
Organism: Dicentrarchus labrax (European seabass)
Lineage: Eukaryota; Metazoa; Chordata; Actinopteri; Moronidae
Product: insulin-like growth factor-binding protein 1
Exons: 4
Coding region: 95-832 (245 amino acids)
Biological process (GO): regulation of insulin-like growth factor receptor signaling pathway
Cellular component (GO): extracellular region
Molecular function (GO): insulin-like growth factor I binding; insulin-like growth factor II binding
Source: RefSeq, a predicted model, not a curated record
GAAGUCAGUUUAGAAGGAAAAGUACAGUCAUACUGAGCAGCUUAGAAAGGAAAGUCCAAAAAGAAGGAAGAAAUUAUUCAUCUUAAAACUGGAGAUGCCUGGAUUAUAUGAGAAGCUGAUAUUGGUGGCGGCAGCAUCAUUUCUGGCCGUGGUGAGAUCAUCCCCAGUGGUGGGGCCGGAGCCUAUCCGCUGUGCCCCCUGCACACAAGAGAAACUGAACAACUGUCCUGCCAUCCCGGCAGACUGCCAGCAGGUGCUGAGGGAGCCUGGCUGUGGCUGCUGCAUGGCCUGCGCUCUGGAGAAAGGAGCAUCCUGUGGGGUUCACACAGCCCACUGUGGCGAGGGUCUCCGCUGCACUCCCAGGCCCGGGGAGGCCAGGCCGCUCCACGCUCUGACCAGAGGACAGGGGGUCUGCACUGAAGACCUGGGUCAAGAGGAAGCUGAUGGAGUAUCUGACCAAGGCUCCAUGCAGUACCUGUUCGGUCUCAAUGUUCCUUUUGACCACCAAGAUGCUGCUGAUGGCCAAGAGAGUAUCAAGGCCAAGCUCAAUGCCAUCCGCAACAAACUGGUACAACAGGGUCCCUGUCACAUUGAACUUCAUACAGCACUGGACAUGAUAACCAGCUCUCAGCAGAAACUGGGAGAGAGGUUCACAACUUUCUACCUCCCCAACUGUGACAAGCACGGCUUCUACAAGGCCAAGCAAUGUGAAUCAUCUCUGGUUGGACCCCCCGCCCGCUGCUGGUGUGUCUCUUCCUGGAAUGGGAAGAAGAUCCCUGGAUCGAGUGACCUCCUCGGUGACUCAGAGUGUCAUCAAGAAGUCACUUACUGAAGGAUGGACUGUCACUCAUAAACAUGCUCACACACACACACACACAUACACACACACACACAUAUAUAUAUAUAUAUAUAGACACAAGCAAACAUGUUAAUCAUAACUUAAAAUCAGGAAAUAGUGACUUCCUUUUACAAAAAGACACUCAUUCACACAAAAUGUAACAUCCUAUAUUUUAGAUGGGGAAAUUUCCUCUCAUUUUAUUUACUUGAUGUAUGUAUCAAGACUUAUUUAUUCAGUGCUUGUAUAUUCUUACUAGCAUUAACCAUUUUGUCAUUUUUAGAUUUUUUAUAUGUUUGCCUAUUUUUUGCGAUUGUAAAUAGGGCAACACUGUAUACAUUUGUUUCUGACUAAAUAACUCCAUUGCUCAAAACCACAGGUCCACAGCUCUGCCAAGCCCUCUUCAGGAUCAGUUUUUUCUUUUUUUUAUUCAUUCAAAACUGGAGCUGUGCACGGCACGAAACAACACAGCCGCUCAUUCAUUCAACAUGUUGACAUUGUCUGAAUGUAUCUCCAUUGGCGUUUCCUCAAUGGGUAUUGGGGGAAAUACUUAAAGUGCCGCAAGUAUGUGCACGGUGGCCAAGCACAAACAUAUCAGCACUCAUCCAAGCCACUGUGAGGUUUGGUAUGGGUUGUUCUGCAUUUGUCUACCUCUACUAGUCUCUGCAGGUCCACAGGUUUAGCAGUGGAUUGCUGAGGGGUCUUCUCAGCUUCACCUUUCUCACAUUAGGGGCUUUUAUUUGUCUUUUUUUUUUUUUAGCUAUUCUAGCAUCUAUUCAAGUAUUUAUUAUGAUUUACUUGCGUGUUUAUGCUGUUGUUUGCUGUUGAGCUCAUGUGCAGUGGGCCAAAUUGUUUGUGAAUGCUGUUUGCCAGGAAUGCUGCUAUUCCAUUAUUGGUUUCGUUGAAACAAUGUACAUAUUCUUCUAAUUCUGUGGAUGUGCAUCCAAUUAAAAUGUUAUUUCAUCA